UUCAGGCUUCUUUUAAAACCAACCUCAAGUGAAGAUGACUCUACGAUGGAGCUUUCUUUGCCUUCGGUUGAAACCAGACCCCUCAAGCUUAUUACUUGAAAAGGAAUAUCUCUUCUGCCUUGUCUUUCGACGGCAACAAGCCUUCAAGAUGCGCCUAUUACAGAUUAUCAGCCUCAUCUUAUCCGAGCUUCAACCUCCAAACAAAUAUUGAAACAUGCUGUCACGGCAAAUCCCGGUAUCUCCAUGAAAAAAAGCUUUCCAGUUUAUAUACCACAUCAAAAUACUUCUCAAACCUCUUCUUUCCUAAUAUUUCAUGAUUCCAGUUGUUCUCGUCGUGAUCAAAAGCCCCUUCAGCCCGCCCAGACUUUAUGCUUGACUGCACAGUCCCACUUAUCUGAUUUUCAUCCUCAAUUGACCGCUUAAUCCACAUCAGCCACUCACUCACUUCCAGUCAUACAUCCCAACAAACACCCUUUUAUUUUUGUUUUGCGAUCUGGAGAGUCAAAAUCUCAUAGGAAAAUUUCUCAUCUAAAAGACCAAACUCACAAAAAUACCAACUGACCAAUAGAAACCCGAAAAAAAUGUCAGACUCCGAACCAGAUCUUGAACUCCUCGAGCUCCUCCGCCAACACAUCGCCGGUAAACCACAAGUUGCCGCUGAGCCUGACACGGGCGUCCUCGAAUCAGCCGAAUAUGUCUACAACAACUCCAUCGACGUAGCCCUCGACAUGCGGUCAUGCAAAAACGCCGCCAGAGCCAUCUACUCUCAGAUGCAAACAAAGUCUUACUCACCGGCCACCUGGGCGGCACACGAGCUUCACCCUCACCCAUCAAAGGGUGACAAGCCAGAGGAUGUGGUGGCCUUUAUCUUCACCAUGGAUCUUUUGAACUUUUGUUUUUGGAGUGAGAGGGGUGAAGAAGAGAGGUUUUCCAUCGAGUACAAGGGGAGGAGAUGGACAGGGUAUUGGAGUUUGGUGGCUGCUUUACAGAGGGCGUUGGAGGAGGGCAUCCCCAUAACAGACCCUCACUUCUGGCAAAACGAAGAAGAACUCACCCUCUCCACCCUCAAACACGUCUUCCGCUCCGCCACCUCGGAGGAAAUGCCCCUCCUCGCCGCCCGUCUCUCCUGUCUCCGUGAAGCCGGCCAGAUCCUCUACGAGAAAUUCUCCUGCCACCCCCUCCACCUCGUAACCUCCUCCAACAACUCCGCCGCUCGCCUGGUCAACACCCUCGCCUCCAACUUUUCCUGCUUCAACGACACCCACUCCCCCCCUUCCUUCCCCCGCAAGAAACCCAUCCGCCUCCUCAAACGCGCCCAGAUCCUCGUCGCCGAUCUCUGGGCUUGCUUCGAGGGCCAAGGCCCCUACGGCAAAUUUUACGACAUUGACAAGAUAACCAUGUUUGCCGACUACCGCAUCCCGCAGAUGCUCAACCAGCUCGGCUGCAUCCAGUACAGCCCACCCCUCGAAACCGCCGUGCAGCUCAAACGUGACAUCCCCUCGGGUAGCAACUGGGAGAUCCAGCUCCGGGCGUGCAGUAUCUGGUGUGUGGAGUUGAUACGGAGGGAGAUAUUGAGAGAAAAUCCAGGGGCGAGGGUGAAUGCGAUUUUGAUUGAUUUCUUCCUCUAUGAUACCAUCAAGGAGAUGGAGAACGAGGGGAGGGAGAGGGCGCCGCAUCAUCGGACGAGGAGUAUCUGGUAUUAAAAACUUUUCAUAGACCAAAGGAGAGCGCCCCAGGUGUUGAUAGAAUAUAGAAUAGAGCGAAAUUAUGUUGCUCGUUCUGUUUGCGAUGACCUGUAUCUGUGAUGUCAAGCUAUGUAAAAAGUACAUGUAAUCAGCAAGGUGCAUAUCCAGCAAGGAUGCGUAGCAACUCGAUUAUGUUGGCACAAAUUCUCCUCCCCUGAUAACAUCUCCCUUCCAAAUCCUGCCCUUGUUUCCCUGUUGUGAUCCCCUUCCCCCGAAAGCAGUUCCCCAACUCCAAAACUCCAUGUCAUUUCGCAUAUUCCCCCCCUCC
This is a messenger RNA of Podospora pseudocomata, 2013 nucleotides long. RefSeq lists its product as uncharacterized. The transcript has 2 exons. The record is from RefSeq and is a predicted model, not a curated record. Lineage: Eukaryota; Fungi; Ascomycota; Sordariomycetes; Sordariales; Podosporaceae. Bases 582 to 1703 code for a protein of 373 amino acids.